AGCGGAAGUGGAUUCAGAUAUUCAUUGUAAACAUAGUGCUAAUCUCUGCGUAGUGUCUGGCAGGCAGUGUGACAGUUUGUUGUCUAACAUCAAGUUUAUUGAACCUGAACCUGGAGGGGAAUAAAACAGAGUGAAGACAUGGGGGUGAAAGGCUUACAGUACUUUAUGGAGAAUUGCUAUCCAGAGACUUGUGUACAUGUGGACUUGAGACAGUUGGCUGAAGCUCAUGCGAAAGCCCAUCCUGAUAUUAUGCCGACUAUUGUGGUGGAUGGAAUGGCCUGUUUGAGGUACUGGUAUCAGUGUCAAGCCUGGGUCCAUGGUGGUCAGUGGCAAGAGUACAUGCAUUUUCUUCACAAAUUCCUCGAGGCAUUCACACUGAUAGGCUUAAGAUUGGUCUUCUUCUUUGAUGGAACCAUAGAGGAACAGAAGAGAGCAGAAUGGGUGAAGAGACGCCUGAGAGUCAACCAGGACAUAUCCAAAAUAUUUAGUUACAUUAAGAAUCACCACCAGCAACCAGGUAAAGAAAUGUUUUGCCUCCCAUCUGGACUGGCCACCUUCUCCAUCUUCGCACUAAAAUCUCUUGGUCAAGAAACAUGUUGCUCUGUUCGUGAAGGGGACUAUGAGAUCGCUGAAUAUGCACUCCGCAACAACUGCAUAGGCAUUCUUGGUCAGGAUACAGACUUUAUCAUUUAUGACACAGUUCCAUAUAUGUCCAUUGCUCAACUCAGGUUAGAAAAGAUGACCACAGUGCAGUACUCCAGAGAAAAGUUAUGUCACAUCCUGAAGCUUCAAAGAUCUGAUCUUCCUUUCCUGGCAUGCAUUCUGGGUAAUGAUAUUGUGCCAGAGCAUCGAAUGCAGAACCUCCGUAAAAAUGCUUUGACUUUGUAUGGGAAAAAACACCAAGGUGACAAGAUCCAUGCAGCAGCGGAGUUCAUGAAAACCCAUCGUCCAGACAGCUCUGAAACAUGUUGCAUCUCCUCACUACCUCUAUCCAAAGAUGAUCUCGAGGUUAUUGAAAAGGGAAUCCAGUCAUAUCUUCUUCCAGGACAAACAUCACCUUGGUUAGAUCGAAGCCUACCUUUCUCAGAGCCGGUGUGUGUAAUGGAAAAGUACCUGAACAAAGACAUAUUGCAGGUAGCCAAAGAGAAGCACAUACGAGCAGAGAGUUUUAUGAUCUAUAAUGUCCUCCAGUAUGGGGUGGUGGAAUGCAGCAAUACGCUGGAAGAUGAGGAACUUGGACUGCCACCACAGGCUAUUUUAUACCAACCACUUAGAGAACAUAUCUACAGUAUUCUCUUGCCGAGUUCUCCCAGUGAAACCUUGUCUGUGAAGGAAUGGUUUGUUUUUCCCAGAAAUCCACUGAAAGAACCAAAACAAGUGGUUCCAAAGCCUCUAAACCUUCCAGGGGGAACUCCUGACCUUACUACUCUGUGGUUUGGGAAUGACUCUGAGGUGAAAGGUGUCCGAGUGUCUACUUUCCUGGCUGUUUUUGACCUGCAGGACUUGACUGAAGACCUGAAAUCUUUUGACGCUCCUUGCAUAGCUGUGAUUUGCCUCGUAUCAUACAUAGCUAUUCAGGCUAAACACCUUUCUGUAGAAGACAUAGAUGCAUAUCUAAGCCAAGCCGUCUGUAUCAGAUAUAAGUCUUACACCGACCUGCAGCACAUGAAGGUUCCUCAGGUGGACCCAAGGGCUGUUCACCUUGGUUCCCUCUUUGUGCGGGGCUUAAGCUAUCUGAUUGCCGCCAACAGUGCCUGUGGCUUUCCUUUUGCAAUGAAUGAGCUCAUGCCUUGGAAAAUCUUUGAUGGCUUGCUGUUCCAUUCUAAGUAUCUACAGGCACACACUGAUUGUGCUAAAGAGGAGCUUCUAGAGGGCAAUCCUGCAUGGAUGUCACUGUUUCUCACACUUCGAGAUCUGGUGCUCAAAGCCUGCAAAAGACAUGGCUCUACUAUCCUUAAUUUUCCACGCAGACUUCAGCAUGGGAGGCCCAUGGAUGGAGAGUCUCACAGAGAAUGUGAACCCCAAUUCUUUCGCACCUCAGACUGCUACUAUAGACAGCAGCCCAGGGGUCCAGCCUUCCACACGCAAGGACAUGGUUAUAGACCAAAAUCAAGAACAAGACAUCCUAACAGAAGAGGUUAUUACCUUGCCCCGAGAUGGCCUCAGUAACAAAGCUGAAGACCAGCUUAGAAAAGAGAUCAUGGAGGUAUUUGAUGGAUCAUUCAUUCUGGUGAAGUGAAAGCGUCAUUGAUCUUCAUGGGUUCUUGAUUUCUUUUGACUCCUUGAGCAUCCUGUAAUGCAGCUGGCUGUUCACAGUGCAUUAUCUACUGUGGGUUUGACUGUCUGGCUCUCAUGACUGAAUGGGUGUGGUAGUAUUAUAACACACUCAAUCACACACUGUCUUACUAUCAGUGAGGGAAUCCUCACAGAAUGAAAACCAAUGACAGUAUUUUCCAUAGAUACUUAUGGGGGGGGGGAAAACUGCGUAGUAAAAAGGCUGAGAGCACCUGCCCUUGCUAUUAGCACAAAUGUCGUUUGUUUGCACAGUGUACAUGCAGUCAACAAAAGAAACAAACAGCAGAAUAAAAAGACCAAUCAAGGUG
Molecule: messenger RNA, 2603 nt
Organism: Neoarius graeffei (lesser salmon catfish)
Lineage: Eukaryota; Metazoa; Chordata; Actinopteri; Siluriformes; Ariidae
Gene: fam120b
Product: family with sequence similarity 120 member B
Exons: 11
Coding region: 139-2169 (676 amino acids)
Cellular component (GO): nucleus
Source: RefSeq, a predicted model, not a curated record